Molecule: messenger RNA, 522 nt
Organism: Artibeus jamaicensis (Jamaican fruit-eating bat)
Lineage: Eukaryota; Metazoa; Chordata; Mammalia; Chiroptera; Phyllostomidae
Gene: GTSF1L
Product: gametocyte specific factor 1 like
Source: RefSeq, a predicted model, not a curated record
AUGGAGCCAGAAGCCUUAGAAACUUGCGCUUAUGACCCUCACCACCGCGUCCCACUCAGCAGAUUCCAAUACCACCUGGCAUCGUGCAGGAAGAAGAGCCCCAAGAAAGCCGGAAAGAUGACCAGCUGCAAAUACAACACCUGCCACGUGGUCCCCAUCAAAAAGCUGGAGGCGCACGAGGCAGGCUGUGCCGACAGGAGCCUAGGGGAGGAAGGUGACAGCUGGAGCCCCCUGCAAGGUAGCUUUCCAAGUCCAGAGCAGAAUGGAAGCAGCCCUCCAGGGUCCCCCUGGGUCCCCUUGGGCCCCAACCCCGAUGUCUGGAACGUCGAUGACACUAACAGCCAUCCUGUGUUUGUCCUUAAGACUUUUGUUUUCCAAAACCUUGUUUGUGAGAGUGACUCAGAAAGAGAGGCGCCUGAACCUGCCCCAUCCCUGACCACCCCCCAGAAGACCCUCCGUCCCACAGCCUCCCUGGCCAACAACUACAAACCAGACGAUCACAGUCCGGCCUGCAAGUCCUGA